Daucus carota subsp. sativus is the source of this 1254-nucleotide messenger RNA. RefSeq names its product protein FAR1-RELATED SEQUENCE 5-like. The record is from RefSeq and is a predicted model, not a curated record. Lineage: Eukaryota; Viridiplantae; Streptophyta; Magnoliopsida; Apiales; Apiaceae. Gene Ontology annotation, biological process: regulation of DNA-templated transcription. Bases 1 to 1254 code for a protein of 417 amino acids. The transcript has 2 exons.
AUGGAUAAGAUGUUUGCAAGAUUUGAAGGUAGAAAAGGUUUAAAAAAAAGUGAUUAUGUUGAUGUACAUGAUGAUGAUGGUAAAUGUGGUAAUGAUAGAGAUAAUAUUGAGUAUGUUAAUGUUGAUAGUGAUGGUGAGGAGUAUUUUUGUAGUGAACAAUUAGAUGAAGAAGAGAAAUUGCAUGAGAAUAGAGGUAGUAUGCAUGAAAGUAGUGAUAAUUUGCAUGAUAGUAGUGAUAAUAUUGUUGACGAAGAUGAGCAGAUUAGUAUCCGUUGCUUGAAUCAAAAAUUUGCUAAUUUACAAAGGGCGGAAAAUUUAUUUAGGGCGUAUGCUUUAAACCAUGGUUUUGCAAUUAAGAUACAAAACACGCAGAGGCGAGUCAAUGAUAAAUCCAUAUAUGGUCGAAUGUACGUCUGUAAUUUAGCAGGAGAAAAACGUGGGAAAAACCUUGUUGAGGACGAAGAAAUAUUGAUUGGUAGUGUUGGAAGUGUUAAGGGCAAACGGCGUAGAGAUGUGCUUCUUAGAAGUGGUUGCAAAGUUAGAAUAAAGGACAACAUGGGAGUAAACGAUGCUCAAGCCAGUUUGGAUUUGUUGUAUCGUUUGAAAGAAGAGAGUGGCGGUAAGUUUUUCAUCAAGACUCUCCUUGAUGACGAACAAAGAUUGAAGUGUCUUGUAUGGGUCGAUCCCCGCUCUAUGAUGGCCUAUAGAAAUUUGGGUGAUGUGGUUGCAUUUGACACAACAUAUCGAACUAAUAGAUAUGCUAUGCCGUUUGUGCCUUUCACCGGAGUCAACCAUCACUAUCAAUCAAUACUUUUUGGUUUUGCACUCGUGCGGGAUGAAUUGAAGACAACUUUUGAGUGGGUUUUGAGUACUUGGCUAGAGGCAAUGGAAGGCAAAGAACCCCUAGCUAUCAUAACCGAUCAAGAUCAAGCCAUGGCCGCGGCUAUUGAAUCACAACUACCGAAUACCUCACAUUUGUUAUGCUCAUGGCACAUUAGCAACAAAUUCCCAGAGAAACUUGCAACAUAUUACUCAAAGGAAGGGUUUAAAUUUGAUUUCAACAAUUGCAUCUAUCACUCUUUGACUGAAGUUGUGUUUGAGGAUCGGUGGAAGGCUUUGAUUUUGAAAUACAAUUUGGAAGGCAAUACAUGGCUUCAAGGGUUAUAUGCUUUGAAGCAUAAGUGGGUCGAGGCUUACACAAAAAAAACACUUUUUCUGCGUGUCAGAAAACCACAUCAAGAAGUGAAGGAAUGA